Molecule: messenger RNA, 984 nt
Organism: Salvelinus sp. IW2-2015
Lineage: Eukaryota; Metazoa; Chordata; Actinopteri; Salmoniformes; Salmonidae
Product: zinc finger protein 3-like
Biological process (GO): regulation of transcription by RNA polymerase II
Molecular function (GO): DNA-binding transcription factor activity, RNA polymerase II-specific; RNA polymerase II cis-regulatory region sequence-specific DNA binding
Source: RefSeq, a predicted model, not a curated record
GUAACAUCAACAGUGAGGACAGACCAAGCCUGCCUCUAUCCUUCCACAAUGAGUCCAAACCUAUGGUCACUGGGUCCUGAUUGUGACAGUGGAGCCCAGUUUGCACCGCAGGAUCCAGAGAUGGCAUCAGUGAAGCUGGAAGACUGCAGUCAAACACUGGAGCUGAAUGUCAUCAUUAAAGAUGAAGAAGAAGAGGAGAAGAUUGGGAAAUCUGUUUCUCAUGGAGACCAUGUUGAGACAUUCCCUACAUCCAGACAGCAACAGCAGGAAGAUCACAGAGCUAAGAGGUCUCACCACUGCCCACAUUGUGAGGAGAUUUUUCCAAUUCUAUCAAAGCUAAAAACACACCUAAAAAUACACACAGGAGAGAAUCCGUAUUCCUGUACUGACUGUGGGAAGAGAUUCACAACAUCAGGGGUUCUGACAGUUCAUCYGAGAGUGCACACUGGAGAGAAGCCUUACUUCUGCUCUGACUGUGGAAAGAGUUUCUCUAAACAGAACAACUUAAAAUAUCACCAGCGAAUACAUACAGGAGAGAAGCUUUACUCCUGCUCUGACUGUGGGGCGAGUUUCUCUCGACUCAAUACCUUAAAAACACACCAACUUAUACAUACAGGUGAGAAGCCUUACUCUUGUUCUGACUGUGGGAAGAGUUUCUCUGUAAUGGGCAACUUAAAAACACAUGAACGUAUACAUACAGGAGUGAAGCCUUACUCCUGCUCUGACUGUGGAAAGAUUUUCUCUCAACUGGGCCACUUAAAAAGACAUGACAUAUACAUACAGGAGUGAAACUUACUACUGCUCUGAUUGUGGAAAAUGCUUCAAACAUCAAUCAUCUUAAAGUUCAUCAGAGUAACACACAGAAGAGAGCCUUACCUGCUCUGACUGUGGGAAGAGUUUCUCUCGACGGGGCCUCUUAAAACACAUGAACUUAUACAUACAGGAGUGAAGCCUUACUCCUGCUCUGACUGCGGAAAAUGUUUC